AUGGACGACAGACCAACCCCAGCAGAUACGGAUAUCCCAGGGGGCUUCCCUGUGACACCGUCUUUGCACUCUCGGAAGCCGACGCCUGGUCGUCUAGGGUCACCCUCCCCUACCACAGAUGCGAAUGAGGGAUAUGAAGCACGAGACGGCCUUGAUGUAGCCGCCCCGACUCGGAACGGCGAUUCAGGCCGGUCGUACUUUGAUGUUUCGACAGAUCCUUUCGAAACACGGACAUCAGCAGCCCAUCCAGUGCUUGAAGAUGCAAGUUCUACAGGUUCAGAGAAGACACUAGCUUCUCCUGUUGACGAUGGCGUGCAUCAUGCCAGCAAGAAAGAAGCCGUCAGCGUUCCAAACGAAUCUCAGCAGUCCGUACCGGAAGCCCGAUUUGAGGAGAUAAAGACAGGGCCCGAAACGCGUCCUCCGUUGGGUUCCUCUAAGAGCACCAUUCGAAGCGAAGAAGAUAUCUUCAGAGUUUUAUCUCAGCGUCGCACAUCUGUCGCAGAGUCAAAGGAGGACGACCAUGAGAUCGAGCGCCUUAUGUCACGCUUGUUCGGCCAAGCACGCCAGCAGCAGAGUGAAGAAGAGAACACGCGGCACUCGGGAGUCGUGUUCCGUGACCUGACUGUCAAGGGCGCUGGGCUGGGAGCCAGUCUUCAACCAACUGUUGGUGACAUCUUCUUGGGACUUCCCAGAUUUCUGAAGAAUCUGCUCACGAAAGGGCCCAAGGCUGCUACGGGAAAACCGCCAGUAAGAGAGCUUCUUAGCCACUUCGAUGGCUGUGUGCGACCAGGAGAGAUCUUGCUGGUCCUCGGACGCCCUGGCUCCGGGUGCAGCACAUUCUUGAAAACAUUUUGCAACCAGCGCGCAGGAUAUGAGGAAGUUCUUGGCUCUGUGACUUAUGGCGGAACGGAUGCUAAGAUCAUGGCGAAAGAUUUCAGGGGGGAGAUAAUCUACAAUCCUGAGGACGAUCUCCACUAUGCUACCUUGUCCGUCAAACGCACCCUGACCUUUGCCUUGAGAACUCGUACUCCUGGAAAAGAAUCUCGAUUAGAGGGUGAAAGCCGUAACGACUACGUGACAGAGUUCUUACGUGUGGCAGCCAAGCUGUUGUGGAUCGAGCAUACCAUGGAUACCAAAGUUGGCAAUGAGUACGUCCGCGGAGUCUCGGGUGGCGAACGCAAACGUGUCAGCAUCGCCGAGGCUCUCAUCACACGAGCCAGUGUCCAAGGCUGGGACAAUUCCAGCAAAGGCCUCGAUGCCUCGACCGCUGUAGAGUAUGUGCAGUCCCUCCGCACUCUCACAAACAUGGCCCAGGUAUCGACGGCAGUGUCUCUAUACCAGGCUGGAGAGAGCCUGUAUAACCUUGUCGACAAGGUCUUGCUCAUAGACCAGGGACAGUGCUUGUACUUUGGCUCUUCCGACGACGCAAAGCAAUACUUCCUCGACCUCGGCUUCGACUGCCCUGAACGGUGGACCACAGCCGAUUUCCUGACGUCUGUGACCGACCCCUUUGAGCGCAGUGUGCGACCAGGCUGGGGAGACCGCAUUCCACGGUCUGCUGAAGACUUUGCUACUGCCUACAAGAAGUCCGAAGUUUACCAAAGAAAUAUUCAAGACAUUGAAGACUUUGAAUCCCAAAUUGAUCAGCAGCAACGGAGACGAGCUGAACAUCGGUCGAAGAAGAAUAAGAAGAAGAACUAUACCAUCCCCUUUCACCAACAAGUUCUGGCAUUGACCAAGCGCCAAAUGUUGGUGAUGUUGGGUGACAAGGCCUCGCUGGUGGGUAAGUGGGGAGGCAUCGUCUUCCAAGGCCUUAUUGUUGGUUCUCUAUUCUAUAACUUACCCGACAAUGCGAACGGCGCCUUCACCAGAGGUGGCGUUUUAUUCUUCAUCCUUCUCUUCAACGCAUUGCUUGCCCUAGCCGAGCAGACUGCCGCCUUCGAAUCCAAGCCCAUUCUGCUGAAGCACAAGAACUUCUCUUUCUACCGCCCGUCUGCCUACGCACUUGCACAGACCCUUGUGGACGUGCCACUGGUUCUGAUCCAGGUCAUUCUUUUUGAUGUUAUAAUAUAUUGGAUGGCUGGACUUUCUGCUACACCUUCCCAGUUCUUCAUCAGCAUCCUCAUCCUAUGGACUGUUACCAUGGCUACUUAUGCGUUCUUCCGAGCUAUUUCAGCGGUUGCCAAGACCUUGGAUGAUGCAACAAAGGUCACUGGAGUAGCGAUCCAAAUUUUGAUUGUGUAUACUGGAUACCUUAUACCUCCCUCCUCUAUGCGACCAUGGUUCGGUUGGUUGCGCUGGAUAAAUUGGAUUCAGUACGGCUUCGAGAGUCUUAUGUCUAACGAGUUCUACAAUCUCGAGAUGCCAUGCGUACCUCCCUACCUUGUGCCUCAGGGACCUAGCAGUUCCCCAGAACAUCAGUCCUGCGCGUUAGCAGGUUCUAGCCCAGGUUCAAUCGUCGUUUCUGGAGCUGCGUACAUCCAAGAGUCAUUCAGUUACUCCAGAGGCCACCUCUGGCGGAACUUUGGUUUUCUGUGGGCAUUUUUCGUCUUCUUUCUUGCUAUCGCCAUGAUAGGCAUGGAAAUGAUGAAACCGAAUGCCGGAGGCGCCGCGGUUACAGUGUUCAAGAGGGGUCAGGUGCCGAAAACCUUGCAGAAAUCUAUCGAGACAGGAGGCAGGAAAAAGACUGACGAAGAGUCUGGCUCACCCACGGCAGCCAGCGGUCCAGAUCACGCUCAGCAAGAAGAGAAGGACAAGCAGGCAAUGAAAAACGUCGCUGGAAACGAGACUGUCUUCACCUUCCAGAACGUUAGCUACACCAUCCCCUACCAGGGAGGGGAGAAGAAGUUACUGGAUCAGGUUCAGGGGUUCGUUCGCCCUGGAAAGUUAACAGCCCUCAUGGGUGCCUCGGGCGCAGGUAAAACGACCCUUCUUAACACGUUGGCUCAGAGAAUCAACUUUGGCACCAUCACCGGCGAUUUCCUGGUCGAUGGUCGAACGCUCCCUAAAUCCUUCCAGAGGGCUACCGGGUUUGCUGAGCAAAUGGACGUCCACGAACCCACAGCUACGGUGCGAGAGGCUCUUCAAUUCUCAGCUUUAUUGCGCCAGCCUCGGGAGGUGUCAAAGGAGGAAAAGUACGACUACUGCGAAACUAUCAUCGACCUAAUGGAAAUGAGAGAUAUUGCUGGAGCCAUCAUUGGCAAGCCCGGUGAGGGUCUGAAUCAGGAACAGCGGAAAAGGCUCACAAUUGGAGUUGAAUUAGCAUCGAAACCUGAGCUGCUGAUGUUUCUUGAUGAGCCAACUUCAGGUCUCGACUCCGGUGCUGCCUUCAACAUUGUCAGAUUUCUUCGCAAACUGGCUGAUGCUGGACAAGCCAUUCUGUGCACUAUUCACCAGCCCUCUGCUGUGCUCUUUGAGAACUUUGACGAACUGAUCCUGCUGAAGUCUGGUGGGCGCGUGGUAUAUGCUGGAGAACUUGGAAAGGACAGCCAGAAGAUGGUCAAGUACUUUGAGGGUAACGGUGGGCCCAAGUGUCCGCCUGACGCCAACCCAGCUGAAUGGAUGCUUGAAACAAUCGGUGCCGGCAACCCAGAUUACAAAGGCCAGGACUGGGGAGAUGUCUGGAUCCAAUCCAAGAUCUAUCAUGAACAGAUCCGGGAAAUCGGCCAGUUGAAUGAGAAGCGGCGGAACGUCGAGCACUCUCGGAACGUUCAAGAUGAACGGGAAUAUGCUAUGCCUCUGUUGACGCAGACGCUGGCCGUCGUCAAGCGAUCUUUCAUCAGCUACUGGAGAACGCCCAACUAUAUUAUGGGAAAGUUUAUUCUUCACAUCUUUACUGGACUUUUCAACACCUUCACAUUCUACAAGCUUGGAUACGCUACCAUCGAUAUGCAAUCGCGUCUCUUCUCGAUUUUCAUGACUCUGACCAUCUCCCCGCCCCUGAUCCAGCAGCUGCAGCCUGUGUUCCUUCAGUCACGUAACAUUUUCCAGUCUCGUGAAAACAACGCCAAAAUCUACAGCUGGUUCGCAUGGACCACUGCCGCAGUUCUUGUUGAGCUCCCAUACGCCAUCGUGGCCGGAGGUAUCUACUUCAACUGCUGGUGGUGGGGACUUGGCGGAUACAAGAUGUCCGGCUUUGCCUCGGGUUUCACGUUCCUCUGCGUCAUCCUCUUCGAGCUGUACUAUGUUGGCUUCGGGCAAGCCAUCGCAGCGUUCAGCCCUAACGAUCUCUUGGCCUCACUACUCGUGCCGAUCUUCUUCCUUUUCGUGGUCUCGUUCUGCGGUGUUGUCGUACCGCCCGAGCAGCUUCCCACUUUCUGGCGUUCUUGGAUGUAUUGGCUCACCCCCUUCCACUACCUACUUGAGGCUUUCCUCGGCGUGGCGAUCCACGAUCAACCAGUUAGAUGCGACAAGGGCGAGUUUGCUCGUUUCUCGGCGCCACCCGGCCAGACGUGCGAAUCUUACACUCAGGCGUACCUAAGCCAGGCGGGCGGGUAUGUACAGACUGGCGCCGAUGGGCUGUGCGAAUUCUGCCAGUAUGCGACCGGCGACGAAUUCGGCCGCGGCUUCAGCGUGUACUAUAGCAACAUUUGGCGCGAUUUUGGGAUUGUGUGCGGUUUCAUCUUGUUCAAUUACGCAGUAGUCUAUAUGGCAACCUUCCUCAGAUUCAGGGGCAAGAACCCGUUCAAGGGAGCCUUGACCAAGCUAAAAAGCCGAUAA
Neoarthrinium moseri is the source of this 4719-nucleotide messenger RNA. RefSeq lists its product as uncharacterized. Gene Ontology annotation, biological process: transmembrane transport. The record is from RefSeq and is a predicted model, not a curated record. NCBI's taxonomy places the organism in Eukaryota, Fungi, Ascomycota, Sordariomycetes, Amphisphaeriales, Apiosporaceae. Gene Ontology annotation, molecular function: ABC-type transporter activity; ATP hydrolysis activity; ATP binding. Bases 1 to 4719 code for a protein of 1572 amino acids. The transcript has 3 exons. Gene Ontology annotation, cellular component: membrane.